UAACCAUAUACUCGUAAACCCAACCGGGGGGAGAGCUGGCGGUGACUUCAAUCAUAGAACUAAUCUUUCGCUCAGCAAACAAAGCCACCCGUGGCUGAGUCUUGAUCCGAGAUAAUAUGCAUAUAGUUCAAUACGUUUUGUUUUUACAUCCAAACUACAAGAAAGAUUAUGACGGCUUCUCCUAGCCAAGAGCAAUACGCUCUGGAGAUGCAGUUGGUUUUACUCGCAUCCAACGCCAAGUAUUUUGAGAUGUACCGGAAAUAUCAGUGGCUAUUUCUUCGGCGUUACUUCAAGACAAUUGGCGACUUCGGCAAAUUAUCCUUCGCUGUUGAUGUCCGUGAAAUUUCCGAUUUCGCCCAUUGGCAAAUUCAGAGCGAACGUGUUUCGAACCAGCAACUGCCAGUGAAAGACAUUUUUCAGCUCGUCGUCGAGUUGUUCACUAAACCUAAAAACGCGCUGCAAUUGUUAUGUCCUGACGAUGAAAUGCGCUUCAUGAAAAUGAUUGUAUCGAACGAUGACAGCUUGUCGUUGGAGACAUUCGAUGGGUAUCAAUACUACUCAGUUUUCUCCGUAGGCGCUAGGAAUUCUCUUCAGUUCGACGAACACGACAAGCGUUUCGUUUUAAAAGGAUGUCGUAUGAGUGAUGUCACUUCCUAUCUGCUUACCAAGCGCGAGUACGACAUAAACGCGACGCCGAAGUUAUCGAACGCGCUUAAGAUGUCCCCAGCCGUCAAGUGUACCGGUAACAACAGACUGGGCGAUGAACUUAAGGCAGUGGUCGUGUUUCGCGUGUCGGAAGGAUCUUGUUGUCAUGAACCAUUAGAGAAAAACUCGAGGCCUUGUUUUUUAUUGGUAUUUUCCAAGACAUCUAGAAAGGCGAUCGUUAAGGACAAACCGGUAAUGCGAGUAAAACCAACUCCCAGAGCUACGAAGCCGCUGAUUGCACAGCCUAGACGGUCUGAAGUUCUUGAUCAGCAUGUGAGUGGAACGAGUCGGCCUGCCUACUCACAUUUUGCAGUACUUAAUGAUCCAUCCCAAGCACACGACUUUUAUCCUACCUAUAGUCUUAGUGAGAUUACUUCAUGGAUACUAGGCAACUGAUCACUUAUACAAGUGCAUGGUGUUAAUAUAACGUGUGCUUGCUAUUGAGAAAUAUCUCAUUAUGUUUUAUCUGUGGAAGCGAAGAUAUGUUUUUUUAACUGUUUAUCACA
Daktulosphaira vitifoliae (grape phylloxera) is the source of this 1211-nucleotide messenger RNA. RefSeq lists its product as uncharacterized. The record is from RefSeq and is a predicted model, not a curated record. Lineage: Eukaryota; Metazoa; Arthropoda; Insecta; Hemiptera; Phylloxeridae. The coding region runs from base 169 to 1101 and encodes 310 amino acids. The transcript is spliced from 2 exons.